Zymoseptoria tritici IPO323 is the source of this 939-nucleotide messenger RNA. RefSeq lists its product as uncharacterized. The transcript is spliced from 2 exons. The coding region runs from base 1 to 939 and encodes 312 amino acids. The record is from RefSeq and is a predicted model, not a curated record. Lineage: Eukaryota; Fungi; Ascomycota; Dothideomycetes; Mycosphaerellales; Mycosphaerellaceae.
AUGCAUUUCAUCACCAAGCUGCUUGUCGGCGCUGCCGCGUUCUGUCCCACUUCUGUGCUGGCAUCUGAUCUCCCCGCGGCCGAUCUGGACGCUCAUUUGGAUUUGGAAGCCCGCGCCUACUACAAGGAUGUCGACAGAUGCCAGCAAGAUAUCAAGCAGAGUUACGGGUACCAAUUCUGCAAGACUUUCCUACCUCCUAAGACUGUUGUUGUCAAGAAAACAGUCUACAAGUACAAGGGUACCAGGACGAUUUGCAGCACCAAGACAGCGCGUUUCCACCUGCACCGAGUACAAGCCGGCGACGACUGUUCACACGACCAAGACUGUAACUCCUGCCUGUUCAUCUACCACUACCAAAACGACGACAAAGGACGUGGUCGUUUCUCCCGAGACGACGUCCCGCUCCACGCGUUCAACGAUACGAUCCUCGACACAAUCCUCGACACCAUCCUCGACACAAUCGACGACACAAUCGACGACACAAUCGACGACACAAUCGACGACACAAUCCACGACACAAUCCACGACACAAUCGACGACACAAUCGACCACUCCGUUGACGACACGAACCACCACCCCAUCGACGACCCCAUCUACAACUCCAUCGACGACCCCAUCUACAACUCCAUCGACGACCCCAUCUACAACUCCAUCGACGACCCCAUCUACAACUCCAUCAACCACCCCAUCUACAACUCCAUCGACGACCCCAUCUACAACUCCAUCGACGACCCCAUCUACAACUCCAUCGACGACCCCAUCGACAACUCCAUCGACCAUCCCAUCUACAACUCCAUCGACCAUCCCAUCUACAACUCCAUCGACCACUGCGUCAACCACCCCGUCGACUACGCCAGCAAUUACAACCCCCACCACGACCACCGCCACGACAACAGCAUCAACCUGCAAUUCCAUUUCCUCUUGCGCACUCGACUCUGA